Molecule: messenger RNA, 240 nt
Organism: Heterobasidion irregulare TC 32-1
Lineage: Eukaryota; Fungi; Basidiomycota; Agaricomycetes; Russulales; Bondarzewiaceae
Exons: 3
Coding region: 1-240 (79 amino acids)
Biological process (GO): mitochondrial translation
Cellular component (GO): mitochondrial small ribosomal subunit
Molecular function (GO): structural constituent of ribosome
Source: RefSeq, a predicted model, not a curated record
AUGCAUAUCAAAAAUUUGAAAGUGAGGCCGCAGAAAAACACCUCGACGACGCUCUGCGCCCCCGAGCUCGCGCAGAUGCUGGGCUGCUGGGCUGCGACGAAGGACCACUUGUCAGUCGAUAAAUGCGCGUCUGCCGCAACCACGCUGUUCGAGUGCAUGCGCACCACGCCAUUCAAGACUAAAAAGCAGCGGCCGACGAUCAAUUAUCACCUCGCACGGCUCGGGAAACACCUUAAGUAG